AUGCGCGAUAGGAGGAAGCCGACUCACAAUGCUUGCGUUUUAUGUCGGGCGAAAAGAAUAAAGUGUGACGGCGGGCGGCCCUGCUCAAUGUGUGUUGGGCGAGACAUUGACUGCCAAUAUAUUGAGCGGCAAUGGGAGCCAAAAAGAAACCUGGUAUUGGAAGCCCAGCGACUCCGAAGCCAAGUUCAGAGGAGAGACCGGGUCCUGUCAGAACUUGCCAACACAUCACGCGCUCUACAAGUCGUUCAAUGGCUCCAUGAUGGACGAUCGAUUGACGAUAUCUACCAGUAUCUUGUAACUUAUGUCGAUACCGCAAAAGCUACCAAGCAACAGACAAAUUGCCAGUUCUAUAACAUGUCCAGCAGCGGAUGGCAGAACCAGAACCCCACAGAAAACGGGCCAUGGCAUGCCGUAGCUCGCCUCAGUCAGGACCAGACGAUUGGUUCUAAAGCUGAUUUGCGUUCGUCGGUUUCGGACAAUAUUCCUGCGUCUGAUGCCGCGAUUAGACCGAGUGAGCCAACUUCCGUCUUCCCCCUCAACACAGGUGAGCACAUAAGUCCCCUACACGCUGAAGAGAUCAGCUGCCAAUGA
Messenger RNA from Pochonia chlamydosporia 170, 591 nucleotides. RefSeq names its product fungal zn(2)-Cys(6) binuclear cluster domain-containing protein. Bases 1 to 591 code for a protein of 196 amino acids. NCBI's taxonomy places the organism in Eukaryota, Fungi, Ascomycota, Sordariomycetes, Hypocreales, Clavicipitaceae. Gene Ontology annotation, molecular function: zinc ion binding; DNA-binding transcription factor activity, RNA polymerase II-specific. Gene Ontology annotation, biological process: regulation of DNA-templated transcription. The record is from RefSeq and is a predicted model, not a curated record. The transcript has a single exon.